GUCAAAACGGUGUCCUUUUCCCUUGCAUCAUCGCUUCAAUAGGCAGCCCCUUCGUGCGUUACUCUCGCUCACUCGUCCAGCAGUCAUAUUAUAGCAGGGCACUGAGAGCACUAGUCGGCCGUCGCAGCAGACGAGGCAGUCUUACCGCUCCAACAUCGCCCUUCCCCUCCUCCCCAAGAUGACGACCGCCGGCCCGCUGUCAAGCACUAGCACCAGCACAUUCCGCACCUCGCCACUAGCCACCACAACCCCCCGCGCAAGAGUCCGUCGAAGCCUGCCAGCCACCGCCAACCUCUCCCUCGCACCCCUCACUCCUCCCCCUAGCGUCACCGUCAUGACCGACCCCAACCGCGACGAAAUCCCUUUCUCGCGCCACAGACAUCGCUCCACCUGCGAUGCAUGCAAACUCCGCGCGGAACGCAUAGCCGAAGCCAAGGCAAAGGUGCAGACGAUUCAGGCGGAGAGGCAGCAGCAGUUGAAGUUGGUAGUCACUGCGCGGUCGCCGCAGAAAAGAGCUGGCGCGUUUGAUGUGAGCGUCACACCUCCGGUGACGCGGACGCGAAGCAGGUCGUUCACGUCAGUGGCGGCGAAAGUGGAUAGCGGGUUGAGAAGUCCGGUGUCGUCGUCGCCUAGGGGGUCGAAGAGUCGGCCGAGAUCUGUCGCCGACGUGCCUUUUACGGUGGCUGCUGAUGCGGAGCUUAGCGCUGCCGGACAUGUCGCAGCAGCAGCUGAGCCGGCGGGUACGGACUUGCAUGGCCCACGAGUCCUUACACCUGAUGCUCAGGCUUCCGUGUCCGUUUUGAAAGAGGAAGAGGGCAAGUCGCUUCUUCCAUCCCCAGCCCAAUCACCAUCAACCGAGCACCUUCCCUAUGCUGAUGUCAAAGGUUCCGAAUCAGCGGUGUCGGCGUGCGAUGUUCAUAUCGAAGGAGCAGCAGUCUCGAUCCCCAUGUCCAUCAUACUCCCUGUCGUGGAAGACGCGAAAAUCACGGUAGUAGAAGGGCCAACACCUGCUGGCAGCGUACGAGACGUCGAUACAGCGGAAGGACAGAUGGGCGUACCCGAGUCUCCGGCGGUGCAGCCACCGGCCAGCGCCAUCGUUAUCUCACAGAUACUCCCCAUUGCAGAAGGCGCUGAACAUAGCAUCUUCAUGACGGAAGACGAGAAAACUGCAACAAUCAUCGACUGUCACCACCCCAUACCCUUAUCAGCAAUAGCCGUAUCUGACGGCGACUCGAUCGAAAGUCCUACAACCGUCCAAGCGGCCCUUGAUACGGCAAACAACAACCAAGAAGCGCAUGUGAAAGAGUCCAACAACACCGCAUCAAACCCAUCACCCCAACCCACUCCGCGCCCCCCGCGCCGCCCCCGCGUCGACAUAACCAACCUAACCGCCGUCUCCACGCACUUCCAAACCGCCUCCACAACCCUCCUCUCCCUCCAAUCCCGCACCACCACCCCCACCCAUCUCAAAUCCGCAUACAUAACCACCGCCGAACACCUCACCCACCUCGCCCGCGAACUGUGCGUCUCCUACCGCCCCCCAGCGGACGCGUGCACCGACCCCGUCCUACGCAAGCAGCUCACGACGGAUUUGGAGCAGGUGGAGGUGCUGGCGGUGCAGCUGGGGGCUGUGACGAGGCGCGUCAAGGCAAGUGAGGUGGCGGAUUGUGAUGGAGUUGCGGUGUGUGCACGGAAUUUGGUGGGGAGGUGUUUGAGGGCGGUGGAUGCGUUGAAGGCUGUGGGGAUCAGGCUUUGAGGGUGCGUGUAGUGUAGUGUAGUGGAGGAUGACUUUUUCGUUCGGAGUGUAGGGCGUAGGACUGCUGUCUUUUUCUUUUUUACGUGUAGAUGCUGUUUUUUGAGAGGGUUAUGUAAUUUCUUGUAGGCCCUAGGUAGUUUGAUAUCCCUUGGACUAUGUGUCGGUGUACUGUAUAUUCUUUCUCCAUCCCUACGUUUCCCCGACGACGACCGGCGAUUGUAAUGAACGUAUGGAGUUUUCUGCAAUCACAUAUCGGAAAGACGGGUGGAUUCGAAAUUUGCGGA
Fimicolochytrium jonesii is the source of this 2040-nucleotide messenger RNA. RefSeq lists its product as uncharacterized. The transcript has a single exon. The coding region runs from base 179 to 1756 and encodes 525 amino acids. The record is from RefSeq and is a predicted model, not a curated record. Lineage: Eukaryota; Fungi; Chytridiomycota; Chytridiomycetes; Spizellomycetales; Powellomycetaceae.